CCUAUGUUGGGAAUAUAGACGAGCAAAGUGCACAACCGCUUCAGCCUUCAGCAGUGAAGAAACAGACGGCGGAGCUUCUGGGAGAGAGAGGACGAUGAGCGCGAAGCUGCAGAAAUGCCGAAAUCUAUCAAUUUUUACGAGUUCUAUUGCGCGAAACUCCGUCGUUUCCAAUCAGAGACUUUUACACAAUGGCCCAGACACCAUAGAGGAAUUGUUAGACCGACACAUCGUGAAGAAGGAGAAAUCGCUGGAUGACGACGAGGAAGAGCUGCUAAACAGGCAGCGACUCACCAGUAAUCGACGAGAGGCAUUGCAUCUGUAUAGAGACAUCUUGCGAGCGACCCGUUUCUUCAUGUGGACUGAUUCUCGAGGCGUAUUGUGGAGAGAUGUAUUGAGGGAGAAUGCUAGGAAGGAAUUCGAAGAGGCACGGUUCGAGAAAGAUCCGGAAAUCGUGACCCGGUUGCUUAUUGGUGGCCGAGAUGCCGUGGAAUCGGCACUUGAAAAACUCGCCGAGAAGCAGAGACAGCAGAUUGAGAAGGAACGAGGACACGGCGGAGAUCGCAGGUGAACUGGGUUGAACAAUAAUUGAGAAUUGAGAAUGCCAAGAUUCCGUAUGCAACAAUGAGGAAAUUUGGAGAAAAAAAGCCCUUCAAUCUAGUUGAGGUAAAUUAACAAUGUUCUAAAGUCGUAUGCAUGUUUUUUCUCACAGAAGCUGAAUUCAGAUAUAUAAAAUUAGUAAACAAUGCUGUCCUAUAAUGCAAUAAUGUUCGCAAAAUUUGUCUUCUCAAACAAGAUGACUGUUGCUUAUUAUCUGCACUGCAAUAGAUUUUCAUUUCCCAGAUCAGGUACAGACAUGGUAAAAGAAUCAUGAUAUUGAAUCCUCCCCUCCUUUUUCUUUUAUCCUCGGCAAUAUUUCAUAAAACCAAGGGUAUGUUUGGUUGGGGUAAUUUAGGAAGGAAAGUUUAACUUUCUGAAAAGUAUGAAACAUUGACUUAUUUGGUUAGCAUGAUUUUAUAACUUUCAACUUUCUAUUUGAAUUCUUGAGAAGAAGAAUAAAAAGGUUUGGACUGCAUUGAUGAGGUUAAUGCAUCAUUAUACAAGGUCUCAAAGACAUUACCAAUAGAAAUUUUGGAGCAAAUGAAAGCAUCCCAAGAGAGAUUGAGAUCUAUGUGAUCUCGUUGUGCAAAUUGCAAUUAUUUUUAUGACAUUUGAAUAGAAGUCUGCAAUCUCUAUUUUAUUUGUGUGAUUUGGAAUUGGAUAUGCUGCUAGGCUUCUUGGCAAGUAGUACAGUAUAAUUACAUAAUUCUUUGAGCCAAUCUUAUAGCUUGACUAC
Messenger RNA from Manihot esculenta (cassava), 1333 nucleotides. RefSeq lists its product as uncharacterized. The record is from RefSeq and is a predicted model, not a curated record. Gene Ontology annotation, biological process: mitochondrial respiratory chain complex III assembly. The transcript is spliced from 2 exons. The coding region runs from base 95 to 568 and encodes 157 amino acids. NCBI's taxonomy places the organism in Eukaryota, Viridiplantae, Streptophyta, Magnoliopsida, Malpighiales, Euphorbiaceae.